AUGAAUUACAGUGUAAAUAGUUUAGCCAAUACACAGCCUAGAGAUUCUGAAAAUUAUUUCUAUGAAAAUAUCAAUCUUCAUAAUAUGAGCAGUGACUCGUUAACAUCAAAUGAUUCAAUUUCCAAAGGAACUACAUCACUCCAACCCAAAGCUCGUUUAUUGACAAAGCUAAUCAAUAAAAGGAAACGUGAAAUCACACGAUUACGUAAUGGUACUGGGAAAACUAGAACAAAGCCGCAUCAUUCAAAUUUAUUGGAUGACAAUAUAAAUCAGAAAGAGAAGCAUGUCAUUACAACGGAUAUAUUAUCUUCAGUUACAGAUGAAGAAUUACAAGAGUUACGUUUAAAUAUUAAUCAACGUGAAAGACAAAGAAUGCAUGAUUUGAAUUUAGCCAUGGAUGGAUUAAGAUCUGUACUACCAUACACUCAAAAUUCACCAAUUAAAAAAUUGUCUAAAAUUGCCACAUUAUUAUUGGCUAGAAAUUAUAUUCUUCUUUUGACAAAAAAUUUAACUGAAUUACAAGAAAAGUUCGAUAGUAUUCUAUCACAAAAUCAAUCACUAUGUCAGUAUGAAACAACCAUGUCAAAUAAUGACUCAAUGAAACAUUUAUCAGUAGUAUGUUCGAUGGAUACAUCAGUGUUAUCAUCAACAUCAACCUCGUCAUCGUCAACAGUUCAUUCAUCGUUGAAAGCAAUGAAACCAACGGUUUCGCCUGCUUUUUCUCCAACGCCAUUCAAUUAUCCAAUGUCAGUGCUCUCAAUGUUACAAUCAGUCCAAACAUCUGAGAAUGAAUACAAAGAGAAUAAUCGGCCAGUUGGUGUAAAUUCUACAUUUCAGGAAAAAAUCAAUAAUGGGACCAUGAAUACUGUAUCAACAUUCAAGUCGCCGUUAUUUUCAUUUAAUCAGCCGAAUUCGCUGACAAAUUUAUUCAAUGACCAUCAUCCUUAUAAUCUAACCAAUCACAGUGUUCAUCAUAACAAUACACAUGACCAUUCACUUUUAUUAACUAAUUUCAGUAAUUAUUCAAAUCAUCAGAUAAAUUCAUUAUUAAAACUGAAUAUUAAACCGCCGACAUCAUGUAUUUUGUCAACAUGUCAGUAUACUAAAUAA
Schistosoma turkestanicum is the source of this 1110-nucleotide messenger RNA. The record is from the annotation of a GenBank genome assembly. Lineage: Eukaryota; Metazoa; Platyhelminthes; Trematoda; Strigeidida; Schistosomatidae.